CAUAUUGUUCUAUCAUUCCAAGAGAUUAUUAUAUUUCCGAAUUGAAAACAAUCGGAAAAUGGAUGGCACAAGGCUUUCUUAGCAACCAUUUGGCAGCAAGAUAUGAUGAUUUGAUUGCACUGGGUGAAGAGUACAAGAAGUCAUAUACAAAAUGGGUACAAGAGUAUAUUACCAAAUGCAUGACCUCGUCCAUGAAUUUGGCAAAUCCCUCGUAGAAAAUGAAUGUUUUACUUUGACGAUUAAAGAUACUAAUGCUCAAGACUUUGACCUUAAUAGAGCCCGUCAUUUAUCUCUAUCAUUAGAAGAGAAAAACACGAUUCCUUCUUUCCUUCACAAGGCAAAGAACUUGCGCAGUCUUAAAAUCUACAAAGGACAGAUUCCUAAAAUUUCUUCCGAGUUAUUUAGUCACUUAAUGUGUUUGAGGGCUUUAGAUUUGGAAGGUACUUACCUUGAAGAGCUUCCAAAUGAGAUAGAGAAGUUGAUACAUCUAAGGUACCUUAGUUUGUCCAAGACAAGGGUUAAAGAAUUACCAAAAACAGUGACUAGACUGUACAAUUUACAAAAUUUAGUCCUUUGUGGAUGUAAGAAUCUUUAUAAACUACCUGAAGGGAUUGGAAGAUUAGUCAAUUUGAUAGAACUUGAUCUGCAUGAAUGUCGCCAACUAAGCUACAUACCAGAAGGGAUUGGGAGGUUAAGCGGACUACGUGGUUUGUCUGACUUCAUUAUUGAUGGGGUGGAGAGAGGAGGAUGUAUGAUUGGAGAACUGAAAGAACUCAACUUGCUCAAAGGUUCACUAAGGAUAAUAGGUUUGGGGAGAGUGGAAAAUGGAAAUGAGGCUCAAUUGGCAUGCUUGAAGAAUAAGCAACACCUUCGUGCUCUGUAUUUCUAUUUCAAUCAAUAUACCGGUCUUUCACGAGUUGAUGAGGAAGCCAUUGAAGGACCUGAAGGAGAAGGCGAAGGAAAAGAAGAAGCCAUUGUUUCACGUGUUGAUCAGAGUGUCGUUAAUGAAGAAGAGGAAGGUAAAACAGAAGGAGAAGAAGAAGUAGUUGAUGGAGGAGAUAUGUUGUCGAGGAGGAGGAUGGAGGAUGUGCUGGAAAGUCUCCAACCACAUCAAAACCUUGAGAAACUAAUAAUCAGGGACUACCCUGGUGCUGUGUUCCCAAAUUGGAUGUGUAGUCAUGAAAACUUUACGAUUUCCUCCAAUCUGGUUUUCUUGGAACUCCAUGGGUGCAUGAAGUGUAAGCAAUUGCCUCCGACUCUGGGGAAACUACCAUCCCUUGAAACCCUUGUAAUAGGUGGAAUGGAUAAUGUCAAAUUCAUGGGAGUUGAGUUUUUUGGAAUCGAUUUUGCAACGAGGAGUGACGGUGGGUUUGACACAAUAUUCCCAAAAUUGAAAGUCUUCCAGUUGGCUUCAAUGCAUAAUUUGAAGGAUUGGGAUAUAAGACUAGUACAGAAUUUUCAAGAAGGGAAAGAGUUCAUCUUUAUGCCGUGUCUACAGUAUCUCUUUCUUUUGAAUUUGCCCAAGUUAAGGUCAUUUCCACAGCACCUAACCCAAGCUACAUCCUUGAGGAGAUUGUUCAUAUGGAACUGUCCAAAGUUGAGUUGGAUGCCAUCAUCUCAACCCUCCCAUCUUCCUUUUCUACAUGUUGAGGAGUUGAUCUUAAAAAUGGACGCAGGUUCAUUUUCAAAGUCAUUAGUACCAAACAACCACAUGUUUCUCCCUAACCUCGAGUUGUUACGGAUAAGACUGUCACCUUUCUCGUCGUUGCCUGAAGGCUUAGGGCAACUCACAUCGCUUCAGAUUCUAGAUAUUCGAACCUGUUAUAAGAUCAAGUCAAUACCUGAGGGGGAGUUGCAGCAUCUCACCGCACUACAACAGUUGAACAUCAUGAGGUGUCCUGCCUUGAGACGACGUUGCCAAAAGGAGAUGGGAGAAGAUUGGAGCAAAAUAUCUCACAUCCCAAACAUCUUCAUCGAUGGCAAGAAGAUCAAAUGAGGAGAAACUUCCACAACAAGAGGCAUUAAUGUUAAUGGAGGAGGAAGAAGCGGACAACAAACACAUCAUAUACUUGAAAGGGAUUUGAGGUUCUACAAAUCAGAGAACUCAGAUGCUUGAUACCCAAUGCUCAAGCUGAUGUUUGAUGAAAACAAAUGCGGCCUCUUUGUCACCACCAAGACCAGAGCCUAUUCAUUGUGCCCAAGCUUUGGUCCGCUUUGAUGGUUUCGCUGUUCUGCACAUCGUGGCGCCAAAUGUUAGAUACUUAAAAGGAAUUCGAGACCUCAAGUGUGAACUUGAGGAUAUUAGCAGACCUUCAACCAUGGAACUGACAUACCCUUUACUGGAGACCUGUUUCCAAUCACCAAAGGCGGCCUCAUCUCUGUCAUAUGUGGAACUCCAGUCGUGCUUCUUAUCAAUGGUUCUGAUCUUUUACUUCUUAGUACAUUUAAUCUCUUAAUUUUUCCCUUCAAUUCUGUUCGGUUUAGAAUUCAGGGUUGCAUCAAUGGUUCUAAUCUUUUGCAUGGCUGGGUCUGGUGGUGGAUCAAGGACAAUUUUCCAGAAUGGCUCUUUUUCCAUAAUAUCAAUUAUAUUGGGACUGAUCGACCCACAUGUACCCUCAACUUCUCCUAAGGAGGAUAUGCUUAGCAGAAAAGAAGGAUAAUUGCUAGCAAUGUUCCAGAAGAUGCUUAAUACCAAAGAGAGCUUAAGGAGGUCUAUAGGAAUGUCCCUGCAUACACGAUGCCAAUGCCAACAGACGUGGAACACAAUUGCCUGGAAGAGCGAAUAAUCACAGGCAUAGUGAAGGUUCUGAAGGAGUUAUGUGCAUUUCCUAGAUCGCAGACUUUUUAGAGAGAGCUAAAUUGAAGGUUUCUUCUUCCACGAUCGAGUUCAGGGGUUCAAUUUCUGAUGAGCUUAUUGUUGAUGCUCAAGGUUGUCUAAGGUUUCGGUUUGGUAGUAGACAGUUUUGUCUGCUGCUUUCUAAUCCCUCCCGCUGAUGGCAAUGCCGAAGGUGGGAGGGGUAGUAUAGCUUCUUUGUUUUGUCUGGUUUUGUCCAAUUGAUGUUUGUACUCUGUUUUUACAUUUUCUUUUCUUAAUACAAAUGAUCUUUUAACGAAAGAAAAAGAAAAACAAGCCGGGUAUCUACUAAAGUUGCUCAUGUAACAGCAAUUGUGGAUGAAACAGUACAUGGUGGGAUAGUGUGAUAGUGUC
Molecule: messenger RNA, 3208 nt
Organism: Macadamia integrifolia
Lineage: Eukaryota; Viridiplantae; Streptophyta; Magnoliopsida; Proteales; Proteaceae
Product: putative disease resistance protein RGA3
Exons: 6
Coding region: 152-1996 (614 amino acids)
Source: RefSeq, a predicted model, not a curated record